CUGCCAAGCUGCGAGCCCACAUCAUGGAUGGCGAGCUCUCAGGUUUCGCCUGGCUCGCCCUGGCAUCCCAGACCCCAGACGACCAGCGGGAUUCAUGAGCCACUUGCAGGGGCCGGGGCAGGGGCCUCUGGCUCCCAAAACUGGACAAGAGGUGGGUCCCGGGGCGGGUCGCUGCUCCCGAGGCCGGGCGGGGACGCGCUGCCUCCGCCCUGCCUCCCUGUGGUCCACACCCCCUUCGGGCUCCGCAGCCUGCCGGCUGGGAUAACGCGGGGUGCGCACGAGCCGGCGCUGCCAGCCUCGCUACUGCCCGGGGUUCGGGUCCCAGGUGCUGAGGACGAAGCACCUGAGUCCUCCUCGCCUGCCCCUCCUCUCUGUUCACCUGCCCUGUUCGUCCACUCGCCUUAAAGGCCAGCGGCUCCAGCCCAGACGGAGAGGGGCCAGCAGGGGGAGAGCGCACCUGAGGAUACACAGCUGGCCCUGCUCUGCCUUUUCACCCUUAGGUGAUGAGUGAGGCCAGGAGAAGAACACAAGAUUUAAAAAGCAACCCGGGCCUCCGUUUUGAAUGAACGACCCAGAGCAAAGGCAUCACCAUGAACACGAGCAUUCCUUACCAGCAGAGUCCGUACAGUCCCCGGGGCAGCUCCAACGUCAUCCAGUGCUACCGCUGCGGAGACACCUGCAAAGGAGAGGUGGUCCGUGUCCACAACAACCACUUCCACAUCAGAUGCUUCACUUGUCAAGUAUGUGGAUGUGGCCUGGCCCAGUCGGGCUUCUUCUUCAAGAACCAGGAGUACAUCUGCACCCAGGAUUACCAGCAGCUCUAUGGCACCCGCUGUGACAGCUGCCGGGACUUCAUCACGGGGGAGGUCAUCUCCGCCCUGGGCCGCACCUACCACCCUAAGUGCUUCGUGUGCAGCCUGUGCAGGAAGCCUUUCCCUAUUGGAGAUAAGGUGACCUUCAGUGGUAAAGAAUGUGUCUGUCAGACGUGCUCCCAGUCGAUGACCAGCAGCAAGCCAAUCAAGAUCCGUGGACCAAGCCACUGUGCUGGGUGCAAAGAGGAGAUUAAACACGGCCAGUCACUCCUGGCACUGGACAAGCAAUGGCACGUCAGCUGUUUCAAAUGCCAGACCUGUAGCGUCAUCCUCACUGGGGAAUACAUUAGCAAGGAUGGUGUUCCGUACUGCGAGUCUGAUUACCACGCCCAGUUUGGCAUCAAAUGUGAGACUUGUGACCGGUACAUCAGUGGCAGGGUCUUGGAGGCAGGAGGAAAACACUACCACCCUACCUGUGCCAGAUGUGUGCGCUGCCACCAGAUGUUCACUGAAGGGGAGGAGAUGUACCUCACAGGUUCUGAGGUUUGGCACCCGAUCUGCAAGCAGGCAGCCAGGGCAGAGAAGAAGCUCAAGCAUAGACGGACAUCUGAAACUUCCAUCUCACCCCCCGGAUCCAGCAUCGGGUCGCCUAACCGAGUCAUCUGUGCUAAAGUGGAUAAUGAGAUCCUUAAUUACAAAGACCUGGCGGCUCUCCCCAAGGUUAAGUCCAUCUACGAGGUGCAACGUCCCAACCUCAUUUCCUACGAGCCUCAUUCCAGAUACACCUCCGACGAGAUGCUGGAGAGAUGCGGUUACGGAGAGGACAUCUAUGAGAACUUGGACCUCCGGCAGAGACGGGCCUCCAGCCCGGGAUACAUCGAUUCCCCCACCUACAGUCAGCAAGGCAUGUCUCCCACCUUCUCCCGCUCACCUCAUCAUUACUACCGCUCAGGGCCUGAGAGUGGCCGGAGCUCUCCGUACCAUAGCCAGUUAGAUGUGAGGUCCUCCACUCCGACCUCUUACCAGGCUCCUAAGCACUUUCAUAUCCCAGCUGGAGAAAGUAACAUCUACCGAAAACCCCCGAUCUACAAACGGCAUGGUGAUUUGUCCACAGCAACCAAGAGCAAGACGAGUGAAGACAUCAGCCAGGCCUCCAAGUACAGCCCAGCCUACUCACCAGACCCCUACUAUGCUUCAGAGUCUGACUAUUGGACCUACCAUGGGUCCCCCAAAGUGCCCAGAGCCAGAAGGUUCUCAUCUGGAGGAGAGGAAGACGAUUUUGACCGCAGUAUGCACAAGCUCCAGAGUGGAAUUGGCCGGCUGAUUCUGAAGGAAGAAAUGAAGGCACGAUCAAGCUCCUAUGCGGAUCCUUGGACCCCUCCGCGGAGCUCCACCAGCAGUCGGGAGGCCCUGCACACCACUGGCUAUGAGAUGUCCUUCAAUGGCUCCCCCCGUUCACACUACCUGGCUGACAGUGACCCUCUCAUCUCCAAGUCUGCCUCACUGCCUGCCUACAGGAGAAAUGGGCUGCACAGGACACCCAGUGCCGACCUCUUCCACUACGACAGCAUGAACGCAGUCAACUGGGGCAUGCGAGAGUACAAGGUAAAGAACACAUAGACCCUGGGGGUCUCCAGGAUUCGGGGAAGCUCUACCUUGGGGAGCAGCAAGAGGAUGACAACACCAUCUAUGCAAGGACGAGGCAUAGAUGAAGGACCUGUCAGAACUAACAUGGUCUCUCCUUGGCCCACUGUCCCUGAAUCCUCCCUAGGUCUCCUCUAACCCUUCUGCUGCCCCUAAGGAUCCUGGGACACCACAGGCACCACCCGGAUAGCUUAACAGUUACCAACUAUUAGACAUUUACAUUCCAAAGGCCUUGGGGCCACAUUAAUGUCAAAUGCCACCACCAAGCUUAUCUUUAGCAAUACUAUUGCACUCUGGGGACCAUGCCAACCCAAGGAGGGCAGAGCCAGCCCUUGCUCCUGAUUAAAUAUCUGACCUUAGUGAAUAGAAGAAGCAGCCCAGUCACAAGCUGCUGCAGGAAAAGACAAACUCACCCACCUCAACCAAGCUAGAUAUGCCCCCCUUUCUCCUUAGAUCUACCCAUAUGAGCUGCUGCUGGUGACCACAAGAGGAAGGAACCGGCUGCCAAAGGAUGUGGACCGAACUCGCUUAGAGCGCCACCUGUCCCAGGAGGAGUUCUACCAAGUCUUCGGCAUGACCAUCUCAGAGUUCGAGAGGCUAGCCCUCUGGAAGAGGAAUGAACUGAAGAAGCAAGCCCGGCUGUUCUAGGCGGAGGCUGUAUACAUAUAGAUGCGUUUAUAUAAAGAUGUAUGUAAAUCUCUA
Rattus norvegicus (Norway rat) is the source of this 3158-nucleotide messenger RNA. Lineage: Eukaryota; Metazoa; Chordata; Mammalia; Rodentia; Muridae. The record is from RefSeq and is a predicted model, not a curated record.